UCAACGGUUGCCUUGGCAGCCGUUGACGUCACGCCUCCCCACCGUGUCCCUGCUCCUGGGGCUGGUGAUGGGAGGGAAACCCCGUUGAUGGGAGAGACAGACUGAAUGAGAAUCAGCUGUGUUGUCGGAGGAAGAACACUAUUAUUUCACACAUUAAGCCCGGAGCAGCCAUGGAGAAGUGCGACGCGGAGCAGAAGGCCACGCUGGUGCAGAAGGCCAAGCUGGCCGAGCAGGCGGAGCGCUACGACGACAUGGCCGCCGCCAUGAAGAAGGUGACGGAGCUGGGCGAGGAGCUGUCCAACGAGGAGCGCAACCUGCUGUCGGUGGCCUACAAGAACGUGGUGGGGGCGCGCCGCUCCUCCUGGAGGGUGGUGUCCAGCAUCGAGCAGAAGACCGAGGGCAGCGACAAGAAGCAGCAGCUGGUCAAGGAGUACCGGGAAAAGAUCGAGGAGGAGCUGAAGGAGAUCUGCGGGGACGUGCUGGGUCUUCUGGAGAAGUACCUCAUCCCCAACGCCACUCCCGCCGAGAGCAAGGUCUUCUACCUGAAAAUGAAGGGGGACUACUUCCGCUACCUGGCCGAGGUCGCCGUGGGAGACAACAAAACCUCCACCAUGGGGAACUCGCAGGACGCCUACCAGGCAGCCGUGGACAUCAGCAAGACGGACAUGCAGCCCACCCACCCCAUCCGCCUGGGCCUGGCCCUCAACUUCUCCGUCUUCUUCUACGAGAUCCUCAACUCGCCCGAUCAGGCCUGCAAGCUGGCCAAAGAGGCUUUUGACGAGGCCAUCGCCGAGCUGGACACGCUGAACGAGGAUUCGUACAAGGACAGCACGCUGAUCAUGCAGCUCCUGAGGGACAACCUGACGCUGUGGACCUCAGACGCCCACGGAGACGGAGAGGAAACCGAGGAGGGUCGAGAGAACUGAGCCCCGCCUCCCGACUGCCUGGCUGCCUGCCAAUCACACGUCAACACUGAGACCGCCUCACCUUCCCGCUGUUCUCUAGGGCUCCCAGCAGCCUCUGUUGCUUCUCUUCUGUUUGUGCAUGCGGGUGUGUGUGAUUAUUUGUGUGUGUGUGUGUGUGUCUGUGUGUGUGUGUGUUUGUGCGUGAAUGGGUGAGUGUGGGUGUGUGUGU
Messenger RNA from Anguilla anguilla (European eel), 1134 nucleotides. Its product is annotated as 14-3-3 protein beta/alpha-B-like. The record is from RefSeq and is a predicted model, not a curated record. The coding region runs from base 171 to 926 and encodes 251 amino acids. NCBI's taxonomy places the organism in Eukaryota, Metazoa, Chordata, Actinopteri, Anguilliformes, Anguillidae. Gene Ontology annotation, biological process: signal transduction. The transcript is spliced from 6 exons. Gene Ontology annotation, cellular component: cytoplasm.